GGUGGCCAUAUGACAUACUGCUACGCGGUACAUCUGGUUAUAGGCUCAAGUUCAUAAUGUGUGUGUCAUGAUCUCUCACUUCCUCAGCUCUCAGGGGCAGGACCAGGGGAACCAGUUCAAACUAUGAUCUGCUGUACAACUGAGAGGAAACACACAGUGGGAUCUUAAUUUCGGCCCCUCAUGGUGGAUUACAAUCAACAGUUUGGAAAGAUUAGAUGCUUCUUCAAUGCAAAAAGGAUAUGUAGCAAUUACUAGAGAGAUGUAAAAAAAAAAGAGCUAUGGAUAAUGUAUGAAUGUGUAUGAUAUCGUACGUAAAAGAUACACUAAAUGGAUAUGGUAUGAAGAUGGCAUGUUUUUGGUAAGAUGGGGAGGGGGAUCAACAGGAUGGAAAAGAAAUAAUAUGGCAUCUCGGCACCAAUGGGGUCUUGGGAGAGAAACAAGAAUCUUCUUUUGGAAAUGGUGAGACAGCCCAAUAACAGUCUGUGUGCUGAUUGUGGGGCACCUGAGCCAGAUUGGGCCUCCUACAAGCUUGGUGUGUUUGUGUGCAUGAGCUGCUCGGGCACACACAGAAACAUGCCCGACGUCAGUCGCAUCAAGUCCAUCCGUCUGGACAACUGGGAGGAUGACUUGGUUGAGUUUAUGAGGUGCCAUGGCAACUCUACUGUAAAAGCCCGCUUUGAGAAGAUGGUUCCGGCUUUUUACUACAGACCAAAGGAACAUGACUGCGUAGUCCUUAGAGAGCAGUGGAUUCGAGCAAAAUAUGAAAGACAGGAGUUCACAGGAGAACAUAUGCACCUCAAAAAGGUUCACAGUUCAGGUUCCUAUGAAGGGACCUUGUGGAAGAAAGGCAAGAAGAGCAAGCAGUUCUUGAAGAGGAGAUUUGUCCUUUCUGAGAGAGAACUCUCACUUAUGUACUUCAACAAAGAGGAUCUGUCCAGGGGGCCAAAAGCAGUCAUCCCAGUGAGGGAUCUUAACGCAGCCUUCCAGCCAGAGAAGAUAGGCCACCGUCACGGCCUACAGAUCUCUUAUGAGAAAGAGGAGCACACCAGAAACCUCUUUGUCUACCAUGAGAGUGGUCAGGAGAUUGUAAACUGGUUCAAUGCAAUCCGGGCGGCCCGCUAUGCCUAUCUGAAGGUGAUCCUCUCUCCAUCCAAUGACAGUCAGCUCAUACCAUUACUAACCAGAAGCAGUCUCAAAGAGGGUUACAUGGAAAAGACGGGACCAAAGCAAAGGGAACCAUUCAAGAAAAGAUGGUUCAUUCUUUGUUCCAUGGACAGGAAGCUGCUCUACUUUAAAACACCAAUGGAUGCCCUGGAGUUGGGGUCAGUGUUCAUUGGCACGGAGGCCCACGGCUACUCUGUGAGGGAGAGCAUGCCAAAAAGCACCAUAUGCAACAAGUGGAAGUGUGGGAUCGUCGUGGAGACGCCCAACAGGCAGUUUGCGUUCAUGUGUGAGCGGGAGCAGGACCAGAGGGAGUGGAUAAAGGCCUUCAGACAAGUCAUCGCUCAGACCAUGCUUCCCAAGCACUAUGCCAUGGAAGCAAACAUGUGCUGCAGAAAAUCAUGAAGAGAAGAGGAAAGGAAUUUUGAUGUCAAUCAACAAUCAUUGGGAAACAUUCAUUUCUUUGAAAGACAUCUGUGCUUGACCUAUGGUAGCACACUCCUUAACGUCACUGAAACUUGCAUGCAAUUUUAUUUAUUGGGAAAUUGUGUCUUAAGGGGUUAUAACUUCCCAGAGAGACUGUUAGGAUUUUGGAAUUCUCUCCAACAAUAAUUUUCGUUUUACAUGAUUACCUACCAGAUGACAGGGCCACCAUCCCCCAGCAUCACAUUAUCUAACUCGACAAAUUAUAAAAGGACUUGCAUUUCAUUGCCAAAAUGUGUGUGCAGAUAUAGGCAAGGAUUCAGGACAGUCUGUCAAAUUAUAUCAAUCACAGGCCUACUUUUUAACGUUUAUAAAAUAGUUUCAAUACUUUAAAGGUAAGAAUUGUGCCUGGUGAUAUAAGUGAAAACACCUCAACAAAAUAUCCGUUUCAUUGUGCUUUCCCAUGAUUCGUAGAGAUCGCUGCUUCGUGAUUUUAUAAUAUAUAAAGGCUUUUACUUA
Clupea harengus (Atlantic herring) is the source of this 2103-nucleotide messenger RNA. Its product is annotated as arf-GAP with dual PH domain-containing protein 2-like. Lineage: Eukaryota; Metazoa; Chordata; Actinopteri; Clupeiformes; Clupeidae. Gene Ontology annotation, biological process: heart development; positive regulation of GTPase activity. Gene Ontology annotation, molecular function: GTPase activator activity; phosphatidylinositol-3,4,5-trisphosphate binding; phosphatidylinositol bisphosphate binding. Gene Ontology annotation, cellular component: plasma membrane; cytoplasm; intracellular membrane-bounded organelle. The record is from RefSeq and is a predicted model, not a curated record.